Molecule: messenger RNA, 3490 nt
Organism: Cuscuta europaea
Lineage: Eukaryota; Viridiplantae; Streptophyta; Magnoliopsida; Solanales; Convolvulaceae
Source: the annotation of a GenBank genome assembly
AAGGGGGUACAGCCAAUCAGAUCAACCAAAUUUCAAAAAUUUGAAAAUUCCUCAAGCUUCCCGUUUCCUCUUCACUCGCUCCUCGGCUGCAUCUGGCCUGUGAUUCUGAAAUACGAUUUCUGAAGAUUGCGUUCCUGAAGCUUUCAGUUUCCUCUCCAGUCUCUUCCCGGCCGCAUAUGGCCUGUGCAUUUGAAACUCCGAUUUCUGAAUCUUGCGUUCCACAGAUGGGCGAAAUACAAGUGAACAGUGAGUUAGUAGAUGAGAAAUAUCAAGAACAAACUGUUUCUGUUCUUCAAAACCUGAACAAUAAAUUAAACGAUUUGAAAAGAGUACACACUGCUCUACGAGAUGAAGUAAAGGAUAUCACUGCAAAUCCUUUUCCAAGCUUUGAAGCUCUUAAGGAUCUGAGCACGCAACAUGAACUCUUGAAGAAAAGAUAUCUUGAUGAGUGCUCUGAGAGAAAGCGCCUCUACAAUGAAGUGAUUGAGCUGAAAGGAAAUAUACGGGUCUUCUGCAGGUGUCGACCAUUAAAUCCUAAUGAGAUUGCAAAUGGAUCAACAUCUGUGGUAGAUUUUGAUUUAUCUCAGGAAAAUGAGAUACAAAUUGUGUCCUCUGAUUCCACUAGAAAACAGUUCAGGUUUGAUCAUGUUUUUAAACCUGAGGAUGGUCAAGAGGCGGUUUUUGCUGAAACAAUGCCAAUUGUAACUUCAGUUUUGGAUGGUUUUAAUGUCUGUAUUUUUGCGUAUGGACAAACUGGGACUGGGAAGACAUUCACAAUGGAAGGAACGCCUGAAAAUAGAGGAGUCAACUAUCGAACAUUGGAGAAACUAUUUAGCUCAGCUAAGCAGAGAAGUAGUAUCAUGAAAUAUGAGCUUUUUGUCAGCAUGUUAGAGGUGUACAAUGAUAAAAUAAGGGACCUUCUUAUUGAGAAGUGCAACCAACCAGCUAAGAAAGUGGAAGUGAAGCUAUCUGCAGAAGGGACCCAGGAAGUUCAAGGACUUCGUGAAAUACCCGUAUAUGGUACAGAUGACGUCUGGGAACUUCUCCAAUCUGGAAGUCGAGCUAGAUCCGUGGGAUCAACCUGUGCUAAUGAACUUAGUAGUCGGUCACACUGUUUAUUGCGAUUGACCGUUAUUGGGGAGAAUUUAGUAAAUGCACAGAGGACAAGGAGCCACCUCUGGCUGGUUGACUUGGCAGGUAGUGAGAGGGUUGGGAGGAUUGAAGCUGAAGGUGAAAGGUUGAAGGAGUCUCAAUUUAUAAACAAAUCCUUAUCUGCACUUGGUGAUGUAAUCUCUGCUCUUGCAGCGAAGAUGGCACAUGUUCCAUAUAGAAACUCAAAGCUCACACAUAUACUGCAGAGCUCUCUAGGCGCAGAUUGCAAAACGGUGAUGUUUGUCCAAAUCAGUCCGAGUUUGGCUGACUUGGGCGAAACCCUUUGCUCAUUGAACUUUGCAAGCCGUGUAAGAGGAGUUGAGCACGGUCCUGCACGUAAAUUAGCUGAUCUUACUGAAAUUUCCAAGAACAAACAAUUGGCAGAAAAAAGCAAACAUGAUGAGCGAGAAAUGAAGAAAUUGCAAGACAGCGUGCAGUCUCUGCAAUUGCGGCUUUCUGCCAGAGAACAUACAUGCAAGAAUCUUCAGCAGAAGGUUCUUCAUCUUGAGAAUAAACUAGUGGAAGAAAAAAAGAAACAGCUAAAGCUAAAGCAGGAAAAUAGGGUUUCGGCUGCAGUUUCUAACCAGUCUUCUUCAGCCUUACCAUCUCUCAACCAGACUAGGAUGAUGGUGGCAAGAACGGAGAGGAAACCACCACUGGCUCUGAGACCAAGACUCCCACUUCAGAAAAUCACCCACUUAGUGCCCCAACAGCCAUCCUCUGUCCAUCCAAGACGAAGCUUGCUCCUUCCAACUGUCUAUGAGGACAAAGAAAAUGCCAUAAUGGCUAGCAAAGCCAACACCGACGUAAAAGCAAGGCAGGAUACCCAUGCUAUCAAAUCCAUCCCACCUCAAGCUACAAAUCUGCAGGUUAAACAACCAACACGAAGAGCUUCUAUGGCAACCUUGCGCCCUCCAGAAUCAGGUAUGAUAAUUCCUGCUAAGAACUCCGCUGUUUGUCCGAGGAAUGAUCAUCGUUCAAUGGGUCGCCAAUCUUUUGUCUGGGACCCGCAAAGAGUGUGGUGCACAUCAAAGGUGCUCUCACCAAAACUGGAAGAUGAGAAAUCAAGUGCGGCUGCUGUAUUGCAUGAAGCCCCACCAGUCGUUCCAAGAUGCAGCAAGCCCUUAGGGAGUCCUAGGCUUCCAGCAGUUGUUGCAUUACAGAAGAAGCGGUUGGUGUGGAGUCCUUUGAAGAUGAAAGCAUACGCUGGUCUUAAAGCCAGGCGGGUUUCCCAUGCUAUUAAACCCACCCUACCUCAAGCCACAACCCUACAGGUUAAAAAACAACCAAUGCGAAGAGCUUCUUUGGCAACCUUGCUCCCCCAAGAGUCUGACAGCAUCGUUAGUCCUGGUAAGAGCUCCAUAGUUCGCUCAAGGAAUAAUCACCGUUCAAUGGGUAGACAAUCUUAUGUGUGGGACCCGCAAAGAGUGUGGCGCAAAUCAAGGGUGCUCUCGCCACAACAGGAGGAGGAUGAGGAGACAACAUCAACCGCUGCAUUAGUGGAAGCCACGCCACUGGGUCCAAAGUGCAGCAAUUCCGUGGGGAGUCCACCUUCACAACAACCAGGUUCGUGGAGGCCCAAGCAUCCAACAGUCGUUGCUUUACAGAAGAAGCUAUUGUGGAGUGAUUUGAAGAUGAAAGAAAACACUGGUUCCAAAGCAAGAAGGGUUUCCUAUGCUAUUAGACUCACCCCACCUCAAGCUAAAAAUAGGCAGGUUAAACAACCAUUGCGAAGAGCUUCUUUGGCAACCUUGCACCCCACAGAAUCAUGCAUGAUAACUCCGGCUAAGAGUUCCAUAGUGAACCCAGAGAAUGAUUAUCGUUCAAGGGGUCGGCAAUCUUUUGUCUGGGACCCACAAAGAAUGCGUCGCACAUCAAGAUUGUUCUCACCACCAGUGGAAGAGGAGAAACCAAGUGCUGCUGCUGCCGCAUUGGUGGUGGACACACCAGUCAGUUCAAGUUGCAGCAAAGUCAUGGAGAGUCCUUGUUCACAACAAGCAGGUUCAUGGUGGAGGCCCAAGCUUCCAACAGUUAUUGAAUUACCCAAGAAGCAGUUGGUGUGGAGUCCUUUGAAGAUGAAAGUCAUGCAAAGUAGUAACAAGAAUUCAUUUCUUGCCUCAUAAACAUUGGCCAUCUUUGUCUUUGAACUGUUCAUAAAAUUUAACCCGUCAUUAUUGGUAUUACACAUUUUGAUAUAGACUAUUUGUGUGUGACUGUGUGAGGAUUACUUUGUUUGACACAUAUUUUACAUAGUUUUUUGUGUCUACAAUUCUCAGAUUUUGAAAUUGGCCGGGGAUGAAUUCAAGAUCACUGUCUAUAAGUCAAAUUAAUCUUCUCC